AAGCUUUUGCCUCUAUUCACGAAUUUUAUUCCACGUAUGUCAUGGCGAGGCACCGCUAACUGUAGAGGGCGCCCAUUACAGGACUUCGACAACGAAUAAAGGCGUACCAUGCAUAGUGACUUGCUCCACUUAAUUUCCCAGCUCAAAUCUUCAUCCUGCCAGCGAUCAGUCGAAAGAACUCAAAGGAAAGAAAUGUUGGAGAUUAGUUGUUUUGGAUAGCAUUUCGUUGGAUGAUUCGCAAAUACCGCUAGCCUUACGAAUUAGAAAGUUGCCAAUACAUUGAGAUUCGUAAGACUCAUCAACGAUACGUAUUUGUAAGUCUAACUCAUUUGCGUGCAGCCCUGUAUCCGAAAUGCCUUUCUGCAGAGACCUGUUAUCCAGGAUCAGUCAAAGGAAACCGCUUGGCAGCGACAGGGAGCUCUUUGAGACGCCUUUGGAACGGUCCCUGAACGCCUUUCAGCUCUGCAUCAUGGGCAUGGGUGCUAUGUUUGGUUCCGGUCUCUACGUCCUCACCGGCGUCGAGGUGAAAGAGGUCACAGGACCCGCCAUCAUAAUAUCCUACGCAAUUGCUUCGGUUGCUGCCAUGCUCUCCGCGUUCUGCUACGUGGAGUUUGCUUGCAGAAUCCCGAGGACAGGGUCGGCGUACACUUUCGCUUACCUCUCCCUUGGAGAACUGUGGGCUUUUGUUAUAGGAUGGGACUUGAUUCUUGAGUACGUUAUCACCGCUGCGGCGGUGGCCUCUUCCAUCACAGGAUACGUGGACAGUUUGACCGGGUAUGUCUUCAGAAACUUCACCGUAAACGUCUUAAUGGAGGGUCAAACGUGGGAAGUUCCCUAUCUUGCACCUUAUCCUAAUAUAUUCGCUUGCGUUGCGGUUGUUCUAGUGGCUAUCAUAAUUAUAACUGGAGCGAAGAUAUCUUCAUGGGUUACAGCAGUUUGCAUGGCUAUCAAUAUUGGCGUCAUUGCCGUGAUAGUUGUAAUGGGUUUCACUCAAGCAGAUAUCAGUAACUGGGAGGACUAUGGUGGUUUUGUUCCAAAUGGAUCUUCCAGCAUUAUAGCAGGCGCAGCCACGCUCUUUUUUUCCUUUGUCGGGUUUGAUGCCAUAGCAAUGGCCAACGAAGAGGCGUUGAAUCCAAGGAAAAGUAUUCCAAUGGCUACACUCUUAGCUAUCGUGGUCACUGGCAUCUGCUACAUUCUUGCAUCAGCUGUCCUAACCCUCUUAGUGCCCUAUACAGAACUGGACGAACAAUCGGCAUUCGCCAGCGCCUUUCAGGCCCGUGGGAUAGAGUGGGCGAGGUGGCUUGUAGGUGUAGGUGCAAUUUGCGCCAUGUUUUCAGCCCUAUCCAUGAAUCUUUACUGCAUUCCCAGAACUUUAUACGCCAUUUCUUCGGACGGGCUGCUCUUCAGUUGUCUAAGCAUUGUCAACAGUCACACACAUGUCCCCGUGUAUGCCACUCUUCUUGCAAUGUUUCUUGCCAGCAUUCCUGCAACUUUCGUUCCUCUCGUAGAACUAGUGGAGUUUAUUUCAAUUGGAGUGUUAGUAGGUUAUGCCUUUGUAGCAGGUGCACUCAUCUUUCUCCGAUACGGACCAGAAGACCUGAGAGCAGGCGCCAUGGAUGGGGUGGAAAUGCCAUCCCUAGGACAAUUAGCUCUAACCAAUAACAACAGCGGACCAGUGAAUGAUAGCACCGCUCUCUUGGACACCACAUCCACACCCACUCCUGGAACUCUGAAGCAUCAGUUUCAUUCAACCCCUCUACUACGCGAGCUCCUACGAUUCGAGCCAGGGGUAGCUGUUAAGAUCAGUCUACUCUCCUCGAUUCUAUUUCUGUUUGGUAGCAUUGCCGUGAUAGAACAUGCUUCCCAGGAGAUUGCAAAAGGUGAAUGGUGGGCGGUUCUUUUACUCCUCCUUUUUGGUGUCUGUGCACUCGGGACUUUCCUCAUCAUCACGCUUCACUAUCAGAACGAAGAUACAAAACAGUACUACAGGGUUCCUCUGGUCCCUGUGUUGCCGUGGCUCAGUAUUGUAUGCAAUAUUGUACUCAUGCUCAAACUCAGGAAGGUCACUUGGCUUCGGUAUCUGGUCUGGCUGAUAGCUGGAUUGACCAUCUACGCGUCCUACGGCUACCGUCACAGCAAAGUUGGGAUGGCUCGGCAGCAAAAUCAAUCCUCGGGAGAGACUUAUACUGAUGAUGUUCCUGCAGACAAUAGCGCCACCUAUGGUAGUACUGAGCAGAAUGACGAGCGCUGACGGACACCACUAAUAGGAUCCAUCAAUUUCGGGAAUCCCCUUUAGACCCGCACCUAAAAUGACGUACAAUGUAAUGGUUGGAAUAAAUAUUCAUAUGAAAUCAACGGUGCAUAUCUGAACAUUUUCUUUUCAUAUGGGUAUAGAGAGGGAUUACUCCUGGAUCUGUUGAGUGCCAUGGGAGAUCAGUAAUUUGUCAAUGCUGGAUUUUAUGGGAACUUAAUUAGUUGCCCAAGAAACCCUGUGAGCACUGUGACUGCAACCAGGUUUGUACGUAGUCUAGGUUUUUAUGUAUUUAUUUAUUUUAUUUCCAGGCAAAAGACAACAAGAAUAUAUACAAGAGGAAUAAAUUACCACCGACUAGUGGUUGAGGAUGACUAAAAAAAAACUAGUUUCUGUUAUGAAGCUGUCCCUCACUAGUCAGGUUUUACAAAAUACAAAAAUGAAAUCGCGCCCCUGUGUCACAAAAUAAAAUGCUGAAAAACACCGUUUCAUAUAUUCAGCGUUUGAGGGAUAUUGGAUGAACUACCAAAUGAAGGUGUGGAUGAUGUCAUUAUUAAGACUUAUUUUUUGGAGAUUUUUUUCUUCCAAAUCUCAUUUUUAACACAUGAGUCAGUGGGGAAAUAGUUAGUGGUGUG
Messenger RNA from Lytechinus variegatus (green sea urchin), 2886 nucleotides. RefSeq names its product cationic amino acid transporter 4-like. Gene Ontology annotation, biological process: amino acid transport; transmembrane transport. Gene Ontology annotation, molecular function: amino acid transmembrane transporter activity. NCBI's taxonomy places the organism in Eukaryota, Metazoa, Echinodermata, Echinoidea, Temnopleuroida, Toxopneustidae. Gene Ontology annotation, cellular component: plasma membrane. The record is from RefSeq and is a predicted model, not a curated record. The coding region runs from base 353 to 2251 and encodes 632 amino acids. The transcript has 4 exons.